AUGGCUGCACCUCAGAAAGGAGAUCUGUCAGCAUCUGAGAGGAAGAUCUUCCAAGUAAUCACUGCAGGUGAUGUACAGGAGGCUGCCCAGCUGCUUGUCAGCAAAAAAGUAGGAGUUAACUGUUUGGAUGAGUAUGGCAUGACUCCACUGAUGCAUGCAGCCUAUAAAGGCAAAGCAGAUAUGUGUUGUUUGCUGCUGCAGCAUGGUGCUGAUGUGAACUGCAAUCAACAUGAAUAUGGAUACACUCCUCUCAUGUUUGCUGGCCUGUCAGGGAAGACAGAUAUUACCUCCAUGAUGCUGGAUGCAGGAGCAGAGACAGACCUAGUGAAUUCUGUAGGUCGCACUGCUGCUCAGAUGUCCGCAUUUGUAGGCCAGCAUGACUGUGUGACAGUGAUCAACAACUUCUUCUCUCGGUCAAGGCUAGAGUACUACACCAGACCAAAGGGGCUGGAAAGGGAGCCCAAGUUGCCCCCAAGGCUGGCAGGGCCCCUGCACAAGAUCAUCAUGACCACCAACCUCAACCCAGUCAAGAUAGUCAUGCUGGUGAAGGAGAACCCUGUGCUGGUGGAUGUGGAAGCUCUUGAGAAGUGUUACCAGGUAAUGGACCUGCUGUGUGAGCAGUGUGUGAAGCAGCAAGAUAUGAAUGAGGUCUUGGCGAUGAAGAUGCACUACAUCAGCUGUGUGCUGCAGAAAUGCUUGGCAUUUCUACAGAAACAGGAUGACAAGCUAGAUGCACUUGUCAAGAGUCUGUUGAAGGGAAGAGACAGUGAUGGCUUCCCACAUUACCAGGAGAAAUUCAUUCGGGACUGCAUCAGGAGGUUUCCGUAUUGUGAGGCCACACUCCUUCAGCAGCUGGUGAGGAGCAUUACAGCAGUAGAGAUUGGCAAUGAACCUACAGCAUUUUCAGUGCUGACUCAGGCCCUGACAGGUCAGAUGGCAUUUGUGGAUGCUGACUAUUGUGCUACAUGUGGGGAGAGGCAAGCAGACAAGAGGUGCUCCCUUUGUAAAGCAGUGAUGUACUGCAGUUUGACCUGCCAAAAGCUUCACUGGUUCACCCAUAAAAAGAUGUGCAGAUCUCUACAAGAGCAGAAUGUUGACCUGGAUAAGGAUACCCCAAGGUUGAAAGAACUAAAAGAUGAUGAAAGCAACCUGGUGAUGGAGACCACCAACUUCCUGCAGGAGCUGUGUCUGCGAGCAGAGGAGAAAGUUGCUGCUGCUGGAUGCUGUCCUGCAGAGCUGCUUGCGUGGACCUCUACCUCUGCUGAUGGGCCAUCCAGCACCUAAGACUGAGGCAGGAAAACCAAACUACUUCAUCGAUUAAUCUUUUUUUUUAGGAUUUUCACAAAAGUAUGGGGAACCAUGGCUGAUCAGAAACCAUGUCAGCAGGGUACAUCCUCCUUGUAUAUUUUUACAUUGUUUUAGAUCAGCCAUGAUACAAACCUGCUUGUAGUAACUUUACACAAUGGCAGCUGCUAAAGAUAGAGUGUUAGUAUUCAUUCGUAAUAGUAUUUACUUAUCAAAUUAAAAAUAACAGGAUAAAUUGUUGCCAGCAAAUUUUGGGUAAACUAUCCCUUUAAGGAGACCAUCUGGAUGUCUAUAAACUUGACCUACAAAAUGUUUACAUUGUGGCAUCUCAAAAAGGUCAAUUGACCUCCUUUUUCUCCUAUGUUUCACUGUGUACAUUUUUAAGAUUAUAUUUGUAAUGUUAAAUUAUGCGUAUUGCACUGAGAAAACAAAAUAGGUCAACAAACAGAGGAAGAGACAAAUCCUUAAUUUCUAGCCCAGUGAGGAUGUUGGAGAGCUAGUUGUGCAGUGCUAUUGUAGGGUAAAAUCCUCGAUCUCUUGCCCAUAAUUAAUUUUUAUUGUCACUCUCUAACAAAGACAUAAAGAAAUAAUGAAAAACAGUGGCAGGAAUCUUGUUCAUACACCCAAUCCUUACUCAGAGACCAAUCCGUUGCUGAUUCCAUUGCAAAAGAUGAACAAUGAUAUUGGUUGAUUCAGCAAAAUAUCAAAUUACAUCCAGCAACAUUUCAAUUCUGACUUUCAAUAUAUCUGAGCAUUAUGAUAAAUAAAGGCAAAUGUUAAUUUCAGAUCUGUGACAACAUUAAACUCUUUUCUUUAUUUGCAUAAAUCACAAAUCAUUAUUCCCCCCUCCAAUAAACUCAACCUGCCCUCUCAGUUUUGUGCCUCACCAAAUAAAUAAAUAUUUUGGCUGCAAGUAAUUUGUGAGGAUCAGAAUCAUCAAUGUGGAAAUAAUUGUGUGCAUCCUCUGGGGGGAAUCAAGUGGGUCGUUGAAUUUAAUGGAACUUGCAUUUCUUUCUUAAAUUGCCUUGGUGUUAGCACUUUCUCUAAUGGAGAGAAGAACAUUUUUGCAGUGUGAACAGGCAUAUUGCCAAAUGGUCCAUGUUCAGUUAGACCACACAAAUACUAGGAUGGCCUAGUCUAGUCAAGGGGCACAAUGGCACCAGGUUAUCAGGGAUCGCAAAUUUACAGUUUUGCAUAAAGCAAAUUCUCUACCCUUCAUUUCAGGGCCAAUAACAGGUGGUGGUUUCUUAUCUGUUGAUUGUAAAAUAAUUUGGGCAAAGAAUUUCAUUGGUCUUAAUUAAGAUCAAGCUAGGUUUGUGAUGGUCUUAGUGUAAUAACAUGAUAGGCACUCCAUGACCUGUAUUCAAAUAAAAGUUUAUUUUGUACUGUCUUUAUUAACAACAAU
Messenger RNA from Hippoglossus stenolepis (Pacific halibut), 2710 nucleotides. RefSeq names its product ankyrin repeat and MYND domain-containing protein 2. Lineage: Eukaryota; Metazoa; Chordata; Actinopteri; Pleuronectiformes; Pleuronectidae. Gene Ontology annotation, biological process: regulation of smoothened signaling pathway. The record is from RefSeq and is a predicted model, not a curated record. The transcript is spliced from 10 exons. Gene Ontology annotation, molecular function: protein binding. The coding region runs from base 1 to 1284 and encodes 427 amino acids.